Messenger RNA from Seriola aureovittata, 848 nucleotides. RefSeq names its product transcription factor IIIB 90 kDa subunit-like. Gene Ontology annotation, cellular component: transcription factor TFIIIB complex; transcription preinitiation complex; nucleus. Lineage: Eukaryota; Metazoa; Chordata; Actinopteri; Carangiformes; Carangidae. Gene Ontology annotation, biological process: transcription preinitiation complex assembly; DNA-templated transcription initiation; transcription by RNA polymerase III. Gene Ontology annotation, molecular function: TBP-class protein binding; RNA polymerase III general transcription initiation factor activity; RNA polymerase III type 3 promoter sequence-specific DNA binding. The record is from RefSeq and is a predicted model, not a curated record. The coding region runs from base 243 to 806 and encodes 187 amino acids. The transcript is spliced from 7 exons.
GAAAACAACCACCAACCAGGAACAUGGAUGAAUUAUAUCAGAAACCGUUCAGUGAUCAAUAAUCUAUUUUAAUGAUCAGAAGUUCAAUCUCCGGGUUCCUGUUUGUCUGUGGUUCAGUCUGGCGGAAGAAUAGAUGGAUUCUGGGAAAGCAAGGCUGACGACACAAACGGCUGCUCCGUGACUCUAACCGCUAAAGCGGAUUCUGUUGUUUUCUACUGUCGGUUUUAUUGACCCCCUUCACCAUGAGCUCCAGGGUAUGCCGGACCUGUGGGGGGGCAGAUAUAGACGUGGAUCAGGCUCGGGGCAGUGCGGUGUGUACUGGAUGUGGUUCGGUUUUGGAGGACAACAUCAUCGUUUCUGAGGUUCAGUUUGUGGAGGGAAGUGGAGGAGUUUCAUCUGCUGUGGGACAGUUCGUCUCUGCUGAUGGCCCAGUUAAAGCUCCUCUACUUGGUUCUGGUUUCCACACUAGUGUUGGUAAAGAGUCCAGAGCCCAGACCCUGCAAAGUGGUAAGCGUCAGAUACAGCAGCUGGGCAGUCAGCUACAGCUGAACCAGCACUGUUUGGACACAGCCUUUAACUUCUUCAAGAUGGUUGUCAGUAAACAUUUGACCCGAGGACGUAAGACGGAGCACGUCAUCGCCGCCUGUCUCUACCUGGUGUGCCGCACUGAGGGGACGCCGCACAUGCUGCUGGACCUGAGUGACCUGCUGCAGGUUAACGUUUACAUCCUGGGAAAGACGUUCCUGCUGUUGGCUCGUGAGCUCUGCAUCAACGCUCCUGCCAUCGGAAGCUCAAAAAUCAAAUGAUCUCUUUGGGCUCAGACCAUCACUGACCAGGGAGAAGUGAAA